Messenger RNA from Scleropages formosus (Asian bonytongue), 4580 nucleotides. RefSeq names its product diacylglycerol kinase, gamma (gene dgkg). The record is from RefSeq and is a predicted model, not a curated record. Gene Ontology annotation, molecular function: calcium ion binding; ATP-dependent diacylglycerol kinase activity. NCBI's taxonomy places the organism in Eukaryota, Metazoa, Chordata, Actinopteri, Osteoglossiformes, Osteoglossidae. The coding region runs from base 576 to 3278 and encodes 900 amino acids. The transcript has 27 exons. Gene Ontology annotation, cellular component: plasma membrane. Gene Ontology annotation, biological process: phospholipase C-activating G protein-coupled receptor signaling pathway.
GUUUACAAGAGCAGCAGUGGUGAGAGGAUUGCCGUGACAGAGCAUCGCUGAUGACGGGGGAGAGAGAGAGAGAGAGAGAGAGAGAGAGAGACAAACAGAGAGAGAGAGAGGGAGAAGGAGGGCGGCUCUGUAAACACCACCAGAAAGAAAGUACAGAGGCAUUUUAAGCUCACCAUAAGCAGCCGAAAAGCAGCGCGGAGAAAUAUUUGAGGAGGAGUAAUUGGGAGCAGAGACUGGAAGGAAGGAAGAAGGCAGAGGGCAAGCGGGAGGACAGAAAGGCUUUCAUUAAUUCAUGCCGGAGGGGAAGGAUGUUACGGCCGCUGCUACAGUGUGUGUGAUGCAGCUCGGCGGUGAAGGCUCUUGUGUGUGACAUAGGCGCGUCCGUGGCCCCAGUGGGCUGGGGGAGUCCAGCGUCCGGUUCCACCCUGACCAAGGGGCCACCAGGAGACACAAAAAGGAACGACCUGGAAUGACGGUAACCUUUCAAGUUGUCACCAUAAGCCACUGCCAGAGGUAAUCGGUGCUCCACAUCUUCAUCCCUGGUACCCGCAGGCCCAACCAAAGUGGCCCGCAAAAUGGGCGAUGGGGGAUGGGUGUGCCUCAGCCCAGCUGAGUUUACCCAGCUGCAGCAGUACAGUGAGUACUCAACGAAGAAGCUGAAAGAUGUGCUGGAUGAGUUUCACGGCGAUGGAAUCCUUGCCAAGUACAACCCUGAGCAGAAGCAAGAUGUUCUCAACCAACCCAUUGACUACGAGGGCUUCCAGCUGUUCAUGAGGACAUACCUGGAAAACAAUAUCCCUGAGGAGCUCUGUCUUCACCUCUUUACUUCCUUCAAGAGCAAGACAGGGCAGGAUUCACCUGUAGCUACCCGAGUAAACACGGGGCUGCUGGAAACCAAAUCAGUUGAUGCUGGAAUCUCCAUUCAGACAGAAGUCGCCUGUGCUCCUGUUACAGGGAUCAAUGGGAGGAGCAUUCUAACUGCUGCAAGCUGUCAUGUGCCCGAGCCGGGGGGCGCUGUGUCUACAGGCUCAGGGGCCACGACCUCCUCCUGCUCCUCACGCUCUUCCUCCCAGCGGUCGGGGACAGGGGGCCACACACCCAGGGGCUCUCAGCGCAAACCCCCAGGCGGUGGCGCAAAUGCCCUGGCUGCUCCUCUUGCUGCCCAUUCUGCAGCUCAGCAUUGUGAGCCAGGGCACCAGAGUUCAGUACUUUCACCAUCCAGAGAAGUGAACAGUGUGGAAAAGCAUCCAGCGCUGGGCAGGAGUCAGUCCCCACAGAAGGGAGCCUCUCUGUCCUCACCCCAGGUGGUCUUCCUGAAAGACAUAGUGUGCUACCUAUCCCUGCUGGAGAGGGGGACCCCAGAGGACAAACUGGAGUUCAUGUUUCGGCUGUACGACGCGGACGGCAAUGGUGUGCUGGACAGCUCGGAGCUGGACCGCAUCAUCAAUCAGAUGGUCCACGUUGCAGAAUACCUGGAGUGGGACUGUACAGAGCUGCGGCCGAUCCUGAAGGAAAUGAUGGAAGAGAUUGACUAUGACCGGGAUGGGACAGUCACGCUAGAGGAGUGGAUCAGAGGUGGCAUGACCACCAUCCCACUGCUGGUGCUGCUGGGCAUGGAGACUAACAUGCAGGAGGACGGGCAACACGUCUGGAGGCUCAAGCACUUCAACAAGCCAGCCUACUGCAACUACUGCCAUACCAUGUUACUGGGCGUGCGCAAGCAGGGCCUCUCCUGCUCCUUAUGCAAGUACACAGUCCAUGAGCGCUGUGUGUCCAAAGACAUUACUUCCUGCAUCAGCACCUAUGCCAAGUCGCGGCGGCACACCAACGCUAUGCAACAUGUGUGGAUGGAGGGGAAUUCACCCACCAAGUGUGACCGGUGCCACCGGAGCAUCAAGUGCUACCAGGGCUUGACAGGUCUGCACUGUGUGUGGUGCCACUUGACUCUCCACAACAAGUGUGUGUCCAACGUGAGGCCAGAGUGUGAUGGGGGGGCCUUGAGGGACCACAUCUUGCUGCCUUCCUACAUCUGUCCAGUUGUGCUGGACCGUCAGUCUGUGGUGAAACGCAGCGAUGGAGAGUCGCCACCCAGCACUAGUCCCGAGGACUCCAGCCUGAGCUUCAAGUUCACAGGAGAUGGACAAGGACUGCAGAUCACUCCUCUGCCAGGGACACACCCCCUCCUGGUUCUGGUAAACCCAAAGAGCGGCGGGCGCCAGGGUGAGAGGGUGCUGCGCAAAUUCCAGUACCUGCUGAACCCCAGGCAGGUGUACAGUCUGGAUCGGGGGGGACCCAUGACUGGGCUCAACUUCUUCCGCGAUGUCCCAGAUUUCCGAGUGCUGGCGUGUGGGGGGGACGGCACUGUCGGCUGGAUCCUCGACUGCAUUGACAAGAUGAGCUUUGCCAGACACCCCCCAGUGGCUAUCCUGCCCCUGGGCACUGGGAAUGACCUAGCCCGGUGCCUACGCUGGGGAGGAGGCUACGAGGGUGGCAGCCUACUUAAGUUCCUGCGGGACAUUGAACACAGUACCGAGGUGCUGCUGGACCGCUGGAACAUAGACAUCAUCCCCAACGACAAGGAGGAGAAGGGCGACCCUGUUCCCUAUAGCAUCGUCAACAACUACUUCUCCAUCGGAGUGGAUGCCUCCAUUGCCCACCGAUUCCACUUGAUGAGGGAGAAGCACCCAGAGAAGUUCAACAGCAGAAUGAAGAACAAGCUGUGGUACUUUGAGUUUGGAACCACAGAGACCAUUUCGGCAACAUGCAAGAAGCUCAACGAGAGCCUGGAGGUGGAGUGCGAUGGCACCGUCCUGGACCUCAGCAGCACCUCCCUCGAGGGUAUUGCUGUUCUCAACAUUCCCAGCAUGCACGGUGGCUCUAACCUGUGGGGGGAGACUAAGAAGAGGCGGAACUACAACCGAAUGAGCAAAAAAGUGCCCGAGCGAGCGCCAGCCAACACCGUCACUGAUGCCAAGGAACUGAAGUUCUGUGUUCAGGACUUGAGUGACCAGCUCUUGGAGGUGGUGGGCCUGGAAGGGGCUAUUGAAAUGGGGCAGAUCUACACGGGCCUGAAAAGUGCUGGCCGUAGGUUGGCUCAGUGUGCCAGCGUGACCAUCAGGACGUCCCGCCUCAUGCCCAUGCAGAUCGAUGGGGAGCCCUGGAUGCAGCCCCCCUGCACGAUCAGGAUUACACAUAAGAAUCAGGUUCCCAUGCUGCUGGGACCCCCCCAAAAGACCCCUUUCUUCUUCUUCAAGAGGCGCAACCGGAGUCAGGACUAGAGGGAGGGAAACACCGACACCAGCUGCCAUUGACCACGAGUCUGUCGUCUGACUGGUUCAGGCACUCGCAGCUUGAGCUUGAGGCUGGUGGCGGAAACCCAAAAAAGACUCUAUGAGAGGUCCAACCACUGCACCACCGAAGACCUUCUAAAGGGACACUGCGAAGUGCCCAUCCUCAAAGACUAAAUCUCCCAUAAUUCUCCUGGAAACGUUCCACUUGACGGUGGGAUCCCACGCCCAUUCAAUAACUCUCCAUGUCCAGUGUCCCUUGACUCCUUCUCUCUCUUGUCCUUGCCAUCGCCAUGAGUGUCACACUGCCUGGGAAAUGCACCAGACUUUUCUAUACCUCCAGCUGGAUGAGACACAUAAUGAGCCAGCAUUAACUCCACAGUAUACACCUGCCGCAGCCUUCAGAAAGUAACCACACUAAAAGCCGGACGGCUCUCCGUGUAAAUACAUACGAUCUACUGCCAGUUCUUAUUGACCCCGUAGUGUGUGACUAGCGUGCUUGCGUGAGGCAGACCGUGUUGAAACCAUCCAGGGUGGAAUAGGUUAGCAGACUGCAUCAGGCCUACUCUUUCUUCAGGAGCCGAAACUCAGUGACCUAGAAUAGCAGAAUGUACCCCAGGAGGUCUAAAUCACUGUGCAUCUGACAUCUGACUCAUCACCCCAGCAGCGCCGAGGGAGGUGUCAUGCCUUAUUGAUGUCUCCUUUGUCACGCUGGGACAGGUGGGCCGUGUUCAGGCUCAGGCGCCAUGGAACCCGCCUGUCCCGCGGAGGCUGUUCCGCUGGCUCUGAGGGCGAGUCUAGCUGAGCGAGACCCGCUGGUUGAGGAGAACGCCAGAUGGCUCUGAGCUUUGCUCAGUUCCUGUCCCAGGCCUGGUAUGGAGGGUCCAAAGGGGGUUCAGGACAUGUUUUAAAACUGUGAACCAACUUAAAAUUUUCCAUCAGACGUGAUUAAUUCAGACCUUUGAUUGAGGUCAGUGUAGCUUUAAUUUUGCCAUUAAGACGAAGGAUGACCGUCUUCGAGAGUUCAACGGCGCGGCCUGUAAAAAAGAAGCUCUCGAUCAGGCUACUCAAGGGCCCCCGUGCAGGGGCUGUUCUUGGUCAAUCCUGCGGAUUCAUUCGUGAUGCAUCCGAUAGAGUGCGAAGAUGAUCCGCCAAAAGUGUUACUCGGUGCCUCAAGUUCCUGCAGUUUCAGCAGAGUAUCUGGAUUAGCUGACUGCACUGUAGGUUUUAAAUUUAACAGUGUACUUCAGAGGCCCCCCUCUGAAACUGUACUCCUAUCUUUCAUGUCAGUCC